AUGUGACCCGACAACCGGGUUCCUGAGGAUAAUCAAUUUAAACCUCAACUCCAGGGUUUUAGAACAAGCUCGGUCUUGCGUUUUCAUCUUCAACCUCUUUGAUAUAAUCUACAGAGAUUAACAACAGAUCAAAAUUUUCCAUUUUGGUGUGUGACUAGCAUUGAAGCCAGAAACGUUAUAUAGGCAUGGCAAGUCUGAUUGCAGCCCCAACUUUCGGCCUGUUAUCUGUGAAGAAAAGCAGCGGAGGCUGUACAAAAUUGUAUGACAAAAAUAGGCAAUGUCAUGGUAUAAAGGCAAUGCGAGCAGAAAAAUCUCUAGAGGAAUUGUAUAAUGUGAGGGUGGAACGCCAAGUGUCAGCCAAUCGACUGAAGGAGCUUGGGGUUUCAAGAUGGUCAAUGUGGAAGACUGGCAAAUGCAAGUUGCCGUGGGAUUGGCAGGUAGAUCAGUUAGUUUACAUUGAGGAAGGGGAAGUGAGAGUUGUGCCUGAAGGGAGCCGGAGGUUCAUGCAAUUUCUGGCGGGAGACCUUGUUCGUUAUCCCAAGUGGUUUGAAGCUGAUCUUUGGUUUAAUGGUCCAUAUCAAGAGCGUUACAGUUUCCGAGCAUAUGGGGAUGACUAAUAUUGCUUCAGUCUUAUCUUCAUCUGAGUUUGCCUUCACAUCUUUCUCUUCUCAGUCUGUAGCAUUUAGAGUAAGAAAUAUGCAUCCCUCUGCAGACAAUAUUUGUAGUGUUAUUGGUGAAUGGAUCAAGGGAUUUCUAUGAAA
Molecule: messenger RNA, 761 nt
Organism: Mangifera indica (mango)
Lineage: Eukaryota; Viridiplantae; Streptophyta; Magnoliopsida; Sapindales; Anacardiaceae
Exons: 2
Coding region: 186-617 (143 amino acids)
Source: RefSeq, a predicted model, not a curated record